AUGAGACUACAAUUCCCAUCAGGCGUAGCGGGAGCGGGAUCACGCACGCGCAGACCAGACCCUGGCCCUGUUGCCCAGCCGCGGGGCUUCUUGGAGAAGAAAAUGGCAAUACCGAGGCUGCGGCACGCCGUGAGGACGCUAUUUGAGGUGCUAGCGGCGCUGCGGCCCUUGAGCCGAGCUUGCAGCACGUUCCACGCCUUCACCGACGUGCUCAGGCUGCCUAAGAGACAAAUGACGAAGCUCGUGUUCCCACUGCGGGAACUCGAGCGGCAGCUCACACCAGACUCGAGGUUGGACCUUCACGUGAAGAUCUUCGACCCGAGCCUGGAGGACAUCUCCAAGGCGGAGGCCGUCUUCACGGCCACGUCCCGGAACCGCAUCAGCUACCUCAGCUCCGCCGUGCGUCUCGACCACGCCCCAGACCUCCCCAGCCCUGAGGUGUGUUUUAUAGGCAGAAGCAAUGUUGGAAAAUCCUCUCUAAUAAAAGCCCUUUUUUCACUGGCGCCAGAGGUUGAAGUCAGAGUCUCCAAAAAACCGGGGCACACAAAGAAGAUGAAUUUUUUCAAAGUUGGAAAAUAUUUUACAUUGGUGGACAUGCCAGGUUAUGGCUAUAGAGCUCCUGAAGAUUUUGUUGACAUGGUAGAGACCUAUCUAAAAGAACGAAGGAAUUUGAUGAGAACAUUUUUGUUAGUGGAUAGUGUUGUUGGAAUUCAAAAAACCGACAGUAUUGCCAUAGAAAUGUGUGAAGAAUUUGCAUUACCUUAUGUGAUGGUAUUAACAAAAAUUGACAAAUCUUCCAAGGGACAUCUUUUAAAACAAGUGCUUCAGAUCCAGAAAUUUGUUGACAGAGAGACACAAGGAUGUUUUCCUCAGUUGUUUCCUGUAAGUUCUGUGACCUAUUCUGGAAUCCAUCUGUUGAGAUGCUUUAUAGCAAAUAUAACAGGAAAUCUUAAGACUGAUGGCCUGUAGUUUAGCUGAAGAUUCAAAAUUCUCUAUGCCAACUGGAGUUUUGAACAUCAAUAAUUUCAACAUUUUUUUAUAUUAAAUAUAAUUUAUUGUCAAAUUGGUUUCCAUAUAACACCCAGUGCUCAUGCCAACAGGUGCCCUCCUCAGUGCCCAUCACCCACUUUCCCCCCUCCCCCACCCCCCAUCAGCCCUCAGUUUUGUUCUCAGUAUUUAAGAGUCUCUUAUGGUUUGCCUCCUUCCCUCUCUGUAACUUUUUUUCCCCCCUUCCCUUCCCCCAUGGUCUUCUGUUAAGUUUCUCAGGAUCCACAUAUGAGUGAAAACAUAUAUCUGUCUUUCUCUGCCUGACUUAUUUCACUUAGCAUAAUACUCUCCAAUUCCAUCCACGUUGCUGGCCAGAUUUCAUUCUUUCUCAUUGCCAAGUAGUAUUCCAUUGUAUAUAUAAACCACAUCUUCUUUAUCCAUUUGUCCGUUGAUGGACAUUUAGGCUCUUUCCAUAAUUUGGCUAUUGUUUAAAGUGCUGCUAUAAACAUUGGGGUACAAGUGCCCCUGUGCAUCAGCACUCCUGUAUCCCUCAGGUAAAUUCCUAGCAGUGCUAUUGUUGGGUCAUAGGGUAGAUCUAUUUUUAAUUUUUCAACAUUUUUUUUUAAUGUUUUGUUUUUGGGAGAGAGACAGAGAGACAGAGUGUGAGCAGGGAAAGGGCAGAGAGAGAGGGAGACACAGAAUUUGAAGCAGGCUCCAGGCUCUGAGCUGUCAGCACAGAGCCUGAUGUGGGGCUCAAACUCUUGAACCUCAUGAUCAUGACCUGAGCUGAAGUUGGAAGCUUAAACAACUGAGCCACCCACGUGCCCUUCAACAUUAUUUUAAAUGUUGUGUGUCUGUAAUUUGCAGAAGGAUCAUUUCAGCUAUAAAACUUGCAUCUUCCCAAAGCAAGUAUGAAUUUGUGCUUGGGGGAAAAUGUUUAUAAAUAAUUUAAUUAUGCUGUUCAUUAGAACAAAUAGUGUUCUAUUUUAACAGUUCCUAUUUUAACAGGGCUCCUGUUUUAACAGACUGACAAACAAGAGCACAUAGAAGUCCAUAAUAUGGAAACCUAUUUACUACUGUGUAGAGAAUGGUUUGCCGUGUUUUUAUUGGGCUUUUGUCUUUUAAAGACAAUGUCUAUUACCUACAUUUAAAUAAUAAAAUGGACUAGGUUAAAAGGGGCUACUUUUCUAUUAAGCACUAUUGGUAGAUGGAAGACCAUUCCUCUCUCUAUGCUUAUAAGUUAUCUUUUUUCUUAGACUUUGUAUAUAUUCUUGAUAAAAUCUCAGUCCAUGCUCAAACACCAGUCAUUUCAGGCUGGGAUCAUUCACCUUCAGGUGAGCACAGUAUUCAGAAUCAGAAGACCAGAAUUCAAGUUUCAGUUCUAAUAUUUAUUACAUUGGGCUAUAGGCAUGUUACUUGCUUUCUCUGCACUUAAUUUAUAAUUCACAAAGCUAUAAAGAUUACAAUGGUAUUAUAUGUGUAAAGGAUAUCUUUAUGUUUUGUGUAUUUGUAAAGUAAACCAACCCAAGAAUACAGCAAAAUUCAGAUUUAUCACAGAAAACCUGUUGUCAUUGAGGAGAUAACAUUUUCUCUAGUAAAAGGCAAAAAACAAAACCAGUUUUAAGUGAGAAAACUGAUAUUUACAAAAGGCAAGAGAAAAAAGUUAAUGAGACAGUUUAGAAUUGGUACAGUAAGAUUCAGAAUGGAAAGAUAAAGCGUGAACAGAAAAGGUUUUUAUGAAGAUGCUAUGGACCUAUUCAUGUAAAUGGCUUAGCUUUUCAAAGUGAGGCUGAGUAUUAAAAGACUACAGCAAUAGCACUGGAUAAAAACUUAAGGCUGUAAACAACUUUGUGACUUUUUUAGGAAAUUUAGUAUUUUCAGUUUUACAGUUGAUAGCACUGGUUUAUUCUAAAAGCGGUGUUUUAAGCUAAAAACAAAAACAAAAAUAAUUGUAUGCAAGCAUUCACAAAGUAAAACAUAUGGUGACAAUAGAAUGAUCUUAGAAGUCGACAUUUUGCUUGCCAGUGUCACUGUACUGCUUGUCUUAGCCUUUGUUCUCCUAAAAGGAGAGCCCAAGACAAAAGUUUGCAUGCAGUCAUUUAUUUGGGAAGUGAUCCCAGGGAACGGGAGCAAUAGAGAGAGCAAACAGAAGAAAGGAAAAUCAAUCAAGGAUGCAGGAGUUGGACAUCACAUAAGUACUAGUGCUUGAUCUUGAUGGACCUUCUUUGGAGCCUUAUGAAAUGUGCCUCUGAGUUGUCUUUGAAGUGGGAGAAGGUGGCUCCAUGCCUCUUCCAACUUGUGGGUGCCCAGUGCCAAGAAGUUCCUUCAGCUUGUCAGAAGGAGCAGAGAGGAGGUGAAGUGUGGUUAUCCACUCCUACUGUAAACUGUUGCCACAGCAGUGGCCAAAGGAAGAAGGCCAAGAGGAUUUGGCAUGGGAGAUCUCAGCACAGUGCUAUCAGGAACGACCUAUUAUAAAUGCUAACAGAACAGUAAAAUUGAUAUUCACUCUGAUGACACUAACAGUAGUUUCUAACCUAGUUUACUAGAAAGUUGUAGUUUGUAUAUUUUAGAUUUAAUUAUAUUAUUAUAUAUAUUAGAUUUCAUUUUCAUUAGAAUUUUAAAUUGUUUGGAAAGAUUAACAUCUAGAAUACUGCAUUUCUUACAAAUAUGUAUAAAUUAUCACAUUGUAGACACAUGUGAGGCUUUUUUACUAUUUCCCCCAGAAUUCUAAGGAUCAAGAGAGGGGGAAAGGGAGGAGAUGAAGAAUCUUACUCCAAAGAAACAUUAAUGAAGUACAGAAAAGUGUUAGGCCUGUAGUCCAAUCCAGGCUUUAUAGUGUUAUCUCCUUAACUCACUGAACACUGGUUUUUCCAAUAAGGGAUAAUCUCCAAAGUCUCUUUCAACUGUAAAAGUUUAUGCUUCUUGAACAAUAAUGCCACUUCAGAUGAAGCAAUUCAAGCCCAGGGAAACUAACUCAUUGGAGUCAUAAACGAAUAAAAGCAGAAGCAAGACUGGCCCUUAAAUCUUAGAAUCAUAGAAGCUGAUGGCUAUUUUUAGACUUGUCCUGAAUGAGUAUUAUCCAUGUUUUAAGGUACUAAGUAGCUACUACCACUCUGUAGGAAUCCAAGAAAAAUAUAUACAAUGAAAAAGGACUAGAAAUUUAUUAAGAACUUUGAAUUAAAUCAGGAUAUUUAGCAAGGCUCCAGGAAAGAAGCUAAAGCAGUGUUUAACUGCUUUGCAGGCUGUGUGCAUCAAAAUCACCUGAGCUCCUUGCUAAAAAUGCAGGCUUCUGUCCCCAGCCCCUGGCUGUGUUUAUCAGUCUUUCAGAAGGGAAUCCACAUUUUUAAACCACCCACCAAGUGAUUCUCAAAACAGCCUCAAGUAGGAGAACCACUAGUGUAGACAAGUGGGAAAAUGUGCAAAAAAACAAUAGGGCUAGAUAAGGAGUGGAAAGGAAAUAAAAUGAAGAUGGCCGAGGAAAAGAAGGAUGCGGUAUAUAUGAGGGCACUGUUUUAUUUUUCUCUACAUCCAUAUAUAACAUAAAACUUAAGGCUACAACCUACUUAACAAAUAGAAUAGUACUGACCUAAUUUUAGUAAACUAGAACACUUGAAAAAUACAUCAAACCUUGUAUCAUUGAAAACACGUAAGAUUUAUCCUCUCUGAGCAAUGGUACAAACAGUAUACAACUAUCAGAUGACAGCAUCAGCACCAAAUUAUAAAUUUAUGUGUGGCCUCACC
Panthera uncia (snow leopard) is the source of this 4728-nucleotide messenger RNA. It is a transcript of the gene GTPBP8, whose product is annotated as GTP binding protein 8 (putative). Gene Ontology annotation, cellular component: mitochondrion. NCBI's taxonomy places the organism in Eukaryota, Metazoa, Chordata, Mammalia, Carnivora, Felidae. The record is from RefSeq and is a predicted model, not a curated record. Gene Ontology annotation, molecular function: GTPase activity; GTP binding. Bases 1 to 969 code for a protein of 322 amino acids. The transcript has 6 exons.